This is a messenger RNA of Lemur catta (Ring-tailed lemur), 1513 nucleotides long. It is a transcript of the gene CD74, whose product is annotated as CD74 molecule. The record is from RefSeq and is a predicted model, not a curated record. Gene Ontology annotation, molecular function: cytokine receptor activity; MHC class II protein binding; macrophage migration inhibitory factor binding. Lineage: Eukaryota; Metazoa; Chordata; Mammalia; Primates; Lemuridae. Gene Ontology annotation, cellular component: cell surface; membrane; cytoplasm. Bases 162 to 1004 code for a protein of 280 amino acids. The transcript has 9 exons. Gene Ontology annotation, biological process: positive regulation of cytokine-mediated signaling pathway; antigen processing and presentation; positive regulation of ERK1 and ERK2 cascade.
GAGUGUCCUCUUGUGGACGAAUCAGAUUCCUCCUCAGCACCAACUUCAAGAGGUGAGCCAGGGGUUGGGGGCCCAGACACACAGGCGGCAGUGGCGGCAGCAGCAGCAGCAGCAGUAGCAGCAGCAGCAGCAGCAGGAGCCUUGGGGAAAGAGCCAGAGCCAUGGAAGACCAGCGCGACCUUAUCUCCAACCAUGAGCAGACGCCCAUGCUGACCCAGCGCCCCGGGGCCCCAGAGAGGAAUUGCAACCGCGGAGCCCUGUACACAGGCUUUUCUGUCCUGGUGGCUCUGCUCCUGGCGGGCCAGGCCACCACCGCCUACUUCCUGUACCAGCAGCAGGGCCGGCUGGACAAGCUGACGAUCACCUCGCAGAACCUGCAGCUGGAGAGCCUGCGCAUGAAGCUUCCCAAGCCUCCCAAGCCCAUGAGCAAGAUGCGCAUGGCCACCCCGUUGAUGAUGCAGGCGCUGCCCAUGGAAGGCCUGCCCCAGGGGCCCAAGCAGAAUGCCACCAAAUACGGCAACAUGACAGAGGACCAUGUGAUGCACCUGCUCCUGAAGGCCGACCCCCUGAAGGUGUACCCGCAGCUGAAGGGGAGCUUCCCAGAGAACCUGAAACAUCUGAAGAGCACCAUGGAGACCCUGGACUGGAAGGUCUUUGAGAGCUGGAUGCACCAGUGGCUCUUGUUUGAGAUGAGCAAGAACUCCAUGGAGGAAAAGCCCACUGAGGCUCCGCCAAAAGUACUGACCAAGUGCCAGGAGGAGGUCAGCCGCAUCCCCGCCGUCCACCCAGGCACGUUCCGUCCCAAGUGCGACGAGAACGGCAACUAUAUGCCGCUCCAGUGCUAUGGGAGCAUCGGCUACUGCUGGUGCGUCUUCCCCAACGGCACCGAGGUCCCCCACACCAGGAGCCGUGGGCACCAUAACUGCAGUGAGCCACAGGACAUGGAGGACCUGUCUUCUGGGCUGGGCCUGACCAAGCAGGAGCCGAGCCUAGUCGUGGCGUGAGAACAGCAGAGGCGGUCUCCAGCACCCAGCCAGCCUGCACGGCCACAGCUUUCUUGUUCCCCUCUGCCCCCCAACUCUAGCCCCUCCCCCCUACCUACCCUCACCCCCUGCACCUCAUUCCAUGAGACUCUGGCGCCUGGCUCUCCAUCAUCCUUGGACUUGAAAAAUCAAGUCACAACAGCACAGAGGCAGCAGGGCCCUGCUGCCCAAUCCUCACCUGUCAACAGAGAUGCAACGCCAGGGUGGACCAAAAGCUAGGUAGACCUCCAUUUCUGACAUCACAGCAGCCUCCAGCAUGGGGCUCUGAGAUCCCAUGGAUGAGGUGGAAAGGCACGGGGAGAAGGGACAACCCUGACCCAACCCCAGGCUGGACACAUUUGCUGCCCACCUCUGCCCUCUUCCCCCACGACCCUCCUCACUCUCUGCCAACCUAGUGCCCUCUGCUCAGCCAUGCUUGUCAUCACCCUCAGGGCCACAGCUCAUGUAAGAAUAAAAGGUAGUGAGUAGAA